UUGACCCAAGUCGAAGUCACCUGAAAAUGAAGCCUUUCACGAGCUGUGUUUUCGUCGCUCUCCUCUCCGGAGUCCUCGCGACUCCCGCUGGUCCCGCUGCCGUUGCCAAGUGGGAGAGCUUCAAGGCUAAACAUGGAAAGCAACACUCCGUCCAUGAGGAGCCCGCUCGCAUGCAGCGUUUCCUCGAGAGGAGCGCUGAGAUCGAUGCCCACAACGCUCGUUACGAGGCCGGCCUCGAGAGCUUCUCCAUGAAGCCCUCUCAGUACGCCGACCUCACCCCCGAGGAGUUCGCUCGUUCCGCUCUCGGUUUCGUCGCCGCUGUCAACGCCUCCGACAUUCCCUUAUCCGAGGAGCCCAUGAUGCCCAGCAUCCCGUCUAAGUUCGACUGGAGGGACCAGGGCAUCAUGACGCCUGUUGUCAGCCAGGGUUACUGUGGUUCUUGCUACGCUUUCGCCGGAGCUGCUGCCCUCGAGGCCUAUCUCAAGUGGAAGACCGGACAGACCCACGACCUCUCCGAGCAGGAUGUUGUCGACUGCUCCUACAAGAAGUUCUUGGGAAACAACCACAACGGAGGAUGCCAGGGAGGAUGGCCCACCGCUGUCUACGAGUACUACAACCAGAAGGGUCUCGUCUCCGAGAGAGAGUACCCCUACACUUCUGGAAGUACCAAGACACACGGACCCUGCAGGAUUCCCAACGCCAAGAACGACCGAGUCAGGGGAUCUCUCAAGAUUAAGAACGUCAAGCCCAAGAAUGAGAAUGAGAUGGCCGCUCUCCUUGUUUCCAAAGGUCCUCUCGUCAUUGCCAUGGCUGCUGAUAACGAGUACAAACGCUACUUCAAUGAUCUCGGCGAUGGUGUCUUCGAUAUGGAUCACGCUAUCAAUCUCGGUCCGAACCACGCUGUCGUUCUCGUCGGUUACGGAAACCAGAAGGGCAAGGACUACUGGGUCAUCAAGAACUCUUGGGGAAAGGAAUGGGCCGUCGGCGGUUACGGAAAGAUCGCCAGAGGAAAGAACAUGUGCAACCUCACCAAAUUCGGAGUUUGGUACGUUGAGCAAUAAGAUGUCACAGUUCUGAAUAAAUUUCUCACAUGCCAAAAGCCUUGGCUUCA
Messenger RNA from Galendromus occidentalis (western predatory mite), 1111 nucleotides. Its product is annotated as zingipain-1. Gene Ontology annotation, biological process: proteolysis. NCBI's taxonomy places the organism in Eukaryota, Metazoa, Arthropoda, Arachnida, Mesostigmata, Phytoseiidae. Gene Ontology annotation, molecular function: cysteine-type peptidase activity. The transcript has 2 exons. The record is from RefSeq and is a predicted model, not a curated record. The coding region runs from base 27 to 1061 and encodes 344 amino acids.